This is a messenger RNA of Cynoglossus semilaevis (tongue sole), 5540 nucleotides long. RefSeq names its product synaptotagmin-like protein 2. The transcript has 22 exons. The coding region runs from base 150 to 5048 and encodes 1632 amino acids. Gene Ontology annotation, biological process: exocytosis; intracellular protein transport. NCBI's taxonomy places the organism in Eukaryota, Metazoa, Chordata, Actinopteri, Pleuronectiformes, Cynoglossidae. Gene Ontology annotation, cellular component: exocytic vesicle; plasma membrane. The record is from RefSeq and is a predicted model, not a curated record. Gene Ontology annotation, molecular function: neurexin family protein binding; small GTPase binding.
GACAGAUCCACUGAUCCACAGAAGCUGCAGCAGAAGUUCCAGGCUGAGGCUCCUCCACCUCUGCAGGCUGAUGGGAGUUGCUGUUAAAGCAGAAGAUUUUAAAAUCAAAUAAGCACAAGUCUGAGGUUGCUGCUGUCAGAUUAAAGACGAUGAUUGACCUGAGUCACCUGACGGAGGAGGAGCAGGGAGCCAUCAUGGCUGUGCUGAGACGAGACGCUGAGCUGAAGAGGGCGGAGGAGGAGAGAAUCAGGAAACUGGAGAAAAACCUAAGCAGCGAGUCAGAGUCGGAAAACACACUAAAAUUCCUGAGUGGGGAGUGGUUCUACGAAGCCAAGAGUCGCAGACACACGGACAAGAUCCACGGCUCAGAGAUCAUUCUGGCCUCCAUCAAACAGAGGAGCAGAGAAGGCUCUGAGAGAAGUGAGAAGUCCUUGACAGCCCUCAGUUCAGAGGCAGCUCCAGACCUGGGCCCUCCUCCCAAACCUGCCCGAUGUCUGGAGGCCCUGCAGCAGGAGCAGCAGAGUGAUGCUGAGCAGCAGACCCUGAACUCCCUGCUCCACUCUCCCAGAGCACCGAGACACAAUCCUUUCGACAGAGCUCCAGCCCUGCAGGGGGAACCAGCUGAGCACCCCAACAACCAUCAGUACCAGGGUACCAGGGGUCUGGACCUGGACUCCACCCACACAGAUCCUGUAUCCAGAGUGAGGAACAACAAUGGCUCCAGUCAGACAUCUGGCAGUUCCAUCAUCUCAGAAAGCUCCUCUGUGGGAUUCAAACCAGUGCCAAAAAAGAGAACAUUUGUCUCCAGACAAUCCUCCUGUGGAUCAGAGACUAAAGAACCUCAGGUCAAACCAGCAGAGAUCCUCCCUUCUACAAGACAAGGCCUUCAGCGCACUUCAGGGUCCAGUGGAGGUUCCAACCAAUCCUGUUCCUGGAGGAAGGAUGGAGGAGUUCAGAAGAGCAAAGGUCUGGGUUUUGACCAAAGAGAGGAGCAGAUGAGCUCUGCAGAGGAAGCGUGCUAUCAACCUGAAGGUGACCUUUCUCAGCAGUCGUCUAUCUCCAGUACGGACCGAGAGAAACGUUCCAUGUCCACCACCAGAGAAAGUUCCUCUUUUGUCACAGUCGAUGAUAAAGUUCUGGAGAAGAAGGAAAAAGAACAGAUCUUCAGAGAAGAUGGUGAAGCUCCAGAGAAGAAGGAAAAGGAACAGAUCUUCAGAGAAGAUGACAGAGGGUGCCAAGAUAGAAGCACCUCAACUAUACCAAAUGACCUGAGUCUUGCACAAAGCAUUGUGGAUCCAGAGCCUCCCAUCUCCUACGAUCUGAAUUUCAUUGAUACCACAGAGCAACAAAGCGAGCCAGGCCAUUCGUUCAGGUUGUCCACUCAGGCAACCAGUCCCACCAGUGAUGAGGAGUCCAUUGCCAAGGUUCUGGAUUGGUUUAGCCGUAGCAUUGACAGCAUUGAUGCUCUGGAUGAUGAAGAAGAGGUUGUGAAGUCAACCAAGAGCUCUGAAAGACAUGAAGACAUCAGAACACAGAGGGCUGAAAAGAGGAACAAAAUAGAACUACUGACUCUGACAGACAGAAAGGAUGAAAUGAACCCCAGUAGAUGCAUUCAGGAAUUCACACCUUCAGACAGAACAGCCAGUGAGGAAGAAACUGAAGAACCUGAAAAAAAUGAUAUGAGGGCCAGGAGGAAAUCUGACAGACCUGAAGACCUGAAGACAGACACGGUUGAAGACCAGAUGAGUUUUAAAGAGGGAAGGAAAGAGCGUGUUGUGAGGAGACACAGUCAUGAGUUUAGUUCAUCAGACAGAACAGGCAUUGAGGAACCAACAGAAGAACCUAUCAAAGACAUGGGUGAAGAGGAUGAUGAAACACAAACAGCAGAUCUCUCUGAUCUGAAAUCCUUCUGGGAGAAGACCAACACGGUAGGAAGUAUCCCUGUCACAAAACUGAAGACGUCAAAGGUGGAGGGACAAAACAAUGUUCAUGUUACAGCAGGAACACCUGAAGUCUACAAAGGAGUUUUUGAAGAUGAAAAACCAAAGUUUGGAGACAAACCAGACCAAAGUCUGCUCAUCGGUCCACUGAGAGAGAAUCUCUUUUUCACCCAGAGCCGUCACGUGGACGUCCCGUUAACCAAAUGUUCAUCUGAACCAACCAAGGACUCAGCUUCCUCAGCAGAUGGUUCAGUGCUGCAGUCCUACCACCCAACUGCUGAAAGACAGGAGUCAGACACUGAGGUCUUCUCUGUUACGAUGGACAAGGGGUCAAAACCAGGUUCUUCAGUCAAAUCACCUGAAAUUUCACUGUGUGAAACUCAAACUGAAUUGGUGUUCUUCUCUCCACAAGACACGCAUGUCCAACCACAGGUGGAUAUUUCAGUCCCAGAGAUCAGGAAAGGGUCCUACGUGGACUUUAAUCAAGGUGGACAUGACCUUCAUACGCCCUCUAAACCCCAACGCCACCACGACUCCAGUGACGACAUAACGAAGAAAGAGAAGGAGAACACAAAUCGACAUCCAAGCAGGUCACCAAAGAGGAAAAAAGAGGCGUCCAGUAGAAGGAGAGGGAGUAGCCGGGGCUCCAGCAGACAAGGUUCACCUCCACAGGAGAGCACAGCAGAGAGGAUCAGGCAACUCAAAUCAUUCUGGGAGCAGGAGAAGAACCAAACCACGUUCUUUCAGCCCAAAGCUCCUGCUGUCAAUAGAAAUCUGAAAAAAUCUGGUCAAAGAUUCUCAAAGUCGGAGUAUGAUCUGAGAUCAGUUGGACAGAGUGUAGACAGUGAUGAGGGAGACGGAGCUCCUGUAAACCAAAACCCGGAGAAGAAAUCUCCGAAUCUGAGCUCCAGCAGGACACAGUUCCACUCCCUGCUGGAAUUCUGGGAUGACGCAGCUUCACAUACCAGGAAGUCAAGAAAUUUCAACGAACUCAAAAGUGACAAAAGUGCAGAACCAGUAGAUUUACAUCUUCCGUCUCAGGAUUUAAAAAGUGGACAACCUGAGAUCUACCCUUUGUCCUCCACAGUAGAGAAACCCCGUCCAGCUGUUCGGAGACCACCUCCAUCUCCAAAGAAGAGGUCAAAGUCACCACAGGAUAGACAGUUGUAUUCUGGAACCAAACUGACAGCAACAACUGACGGCAAAAACACUGUUGCAACUUAUACAGGUGCCGUGACAGAGAAAAGCUCCAAAGACAGCAGCAGAGAAGAAAACUGCACACACUCGACAAGCUCUUCAGGCAAAGCCAGUCGUUCCCCAAAGAGCAGGAAGGAGAACAUGUCUACGUUAAUCACCCCAGAACAAAAGCAUCAGGAACCGGUGGUGAUGGAUAGAAACCCCAUUCAGUUCCAGAGUGGGAAGUCAAAAGAGAGCGACAGAAGUUCCACCCAUAGAAGGUUAUCAGACUCAGCUGACACGCCGACUCCUCGUGCUCGAGCCUUCAUUCCCGUAGAUUACAGCCAUUAUUUAGGCAUGACAGAAAACACCAGCCUUCAAACCUUCAUCACCUCACCCCAGAAGAACGAAGACUCCUACAGAACAUCCAGGUGUGAGUCCACCCUGAGUGGACCCCUGAAGACCAGCACCCCAGUGACCUUAGAGGAUCACCACAGCCGAAGGACCAACAAGGCCAACCAUCACCCCGUGCGGCCGGACUACAGCAGCUCAGACACCGGCCAUGAUUCGUCGGUGAGCAGCGCGUCAGAAAACUGGUCCAGGCCCAGGAACAACUCAAACAUUGAAAAUGAGGGCGACUGCCAGAACCCUGUGAAGAGAGCGCUGAAGCGAGCAGAGGCGAGGCCUAAAACUGUGACCAAAAGUAUAGAUCACAUCACCACACGUGGAGACAGAGAGCAGGGAACUCAAGCUGAGCUCCGACACAUCAGUGAGGAUCUAGACCACGUGAAGAAAAUGAGCCAAUCAGUUCCCUCGUUUCUGCAGCAGGAGGCUGCCGAAGACUUGUGCGCCCCCUAUGAGGACAGUAACCAUGGAGACAGACUGACGAUGGGCAGUUCAAUGAGCAACAUUAGCAGCUGCUCAGGCCUGGCAGCCACGUCAUCGCUCAGUGGCAGUGUCUGGACCGUCUACAGUCCGGACUUUGGGAAUGUGGAGGUUCAGGGGAGCAUUCAUUUUUCCAUCAACUAUGUUCAGAGGCUGCGGGAAUUUCAUGUCUUUGUGGCCGAGUGUCGUGACUUGGCUGCAGUCGACCCAAAGAAAAGACGCUCAGAUCCGUAUGUGAAAAGUUACCUGCUUCCAGACAAAGCAAAUCUGGGAAAAAGGAAAACGUCUGUGAAGAAGAAAACGCUGAAUCCAAAAUUCAACGAGAUUCUGAGAUACCGUGUCCGUCUGGAGGAGCUGAGGACUCUGACCCUGCUCCUCUCCGUCUGGCAUAACGACACCUUUGGCAGAAACAGUUUCCUGGGUGAGGUGGACGUGGAUCUGUCCACGUGGGACUUUAACCACAACCAAAUGAACGACUUGGUCCUCAGAGCUCGAACCACGCCCACUCCAGCAGCAGGAGUGGCUCUGAUUGGACCAGCAGAGAUGAAGCUGGCUGUGAGGUUCCUGCCACAGAUCAGUCACAGUGAGGGUGUUGCUAUAAAUGGAGCGAACACUGGAGAACUUCACAUUUGGGUGAAAGAAUGCCAGAACCUCCCUCUGAUCCGGACUUCCAUAGACCCUUACGUCAAGUGCUUUGUUCUACCAGACACCAGCAGAAAGAGUCGUCAGAAGACCCGGGUUCUAAAGAGGACCGUGGACCCAGUCUUUAACCACACCAUGGUCUAUGACGGCAUCAGUGAGUCAGACCUGAAUGAAGCUUGUGUAGAACUCACUGUUUGGGACCGAGAUGGGCUCAACAGUUCUCCGCUGGGAGGACUAAGGCUCGGAGUAGGAACAGGUAAAAGUUACGGGGCACCGGUGGACUGGAUGGACUCCACUCCCUACGAAGUGGCGCUGUGGGAGCGAAUGAUGGCAUCGCCUGAUCAGUGGGUGGAGGGAGUUCUGCUGCUGCGCAGCCUGCAUUCUGCAAAGACUGCCCUGAAGUAAUGAGGGGUCUGAGGAGGGACUGAAGAGAUAAAUAUUUGGAAUUUCCUUUAUUUCUUUGGAAAAUAACCCCAAGAUCAUGUUUAAAUUAAACUACAUUCAUUUAAAAAAGUAUUGAUCAGCUUGAAACGCAUAAAACGUUCAAGUUCAUGUUUCUGUCAUGGCCACUGAAUUGGCUACACCAGUGAUAGGAAGAAAUAUGAACUUUUUUUUUUCCAGAAUUAGCUCGAUGUUGUAAGGCUAAAGCUAUGCUAAAGCAAUUUUGUAUCUACCUUUCUAGGGCCAGCGUGUUGUAGACGUGGUGUGCAAUAAAGGUGAAUUCACUGCAUUGCUGAGUUUUUUUCCACAACUUAUAAUUCACAAAACCAAGAUAAGGGAUUAAGCCAGGAUUGUUGCUUAUUAAGGCUGAACUUAUUCUGAAGUUGGUUGCAUGAAAGCAGUACCAAGCUAACACAGCCUAGUUACUAAGGUGAUUUAUUUUCUGUAAUUUUCUGU